Molecule: messenger RNA, 513 nt
Organism: Neospora caninum
Lineage: Eukaryota; Apicomplexa; Conoidasida; Eucoccidiorida; Sarcocystidae
Product: putative caltractin
Exons: 2
Coding region: 1-513 (170 amino acids)
Biological process (GO): mitotic cell cycle; centriole replication
Cellular component (GO): centriole; centrosome
Molecular function (GO): calcium ion binding
Source: RefSeq, a predicted model, not a curated record
AUGCAGCGAGGUGCGAUGCGAGGGGUGAGCCCAACAGCUCGGCGUCGAAUCGUUGACCGACCGGGUCUCACAGAGGACGAAAUCGAGGAGAUACGCGAAGCUUUCAACCUCUUUGACACAGACGGCAGCGGAAUGAUCGAUCCGAAAGAACUGAAGGCUGCAAUGCAGUCGCUUGGCUUUGAGACAAAAAACCCGACGAUCUAUCAGAUGAUCGCAGACCUGGACCGCGACUCGGGAGGGCCCAUCGAUUUCGAGGAAUUUCUCGAUGCCAUCACGGCCAAGUUGGGCGAUAAAGAAAGCCGAGAAGGGAUUCAGAAGAUUUUCAGUCUGUUUGACGAUGACAGAACGGGCACGAUCACGCUAAAGAAUCUCAAGCGCGUAGCGAAGGAAUUGGGAGAGACGAUGUCCGAGGACGAGCUCCGCGAGAUGCUUGAGCGAGCGGACUCCAACGGCGACGGGGAAAUCUCCUUCGAGGAUUUUUAUGCCAUCAUGACGAAAAAGACUUUCCCGUAA